UAACCGAAGUAUCUGUAUUUCAGUAAAAAUAAAAAAUCAAUUGUCGGCAAAGUUUAAAUUUGGAGCAUAUAUGUGACGUCAGCUUAAGUGCUUUUAACAAACUACAUUUAUCCGUGAAGUUAACAUGGUUAAGAUAUUAUUUCUCCACCCUGAUUUAGGCAUUGGAGGGGCCGAACGUUUAGUAUUAGAUGCCGCAUUGGCCUUCAAAAGCAAAGGCCACGACGUCGCUUUUUACACAAAUCAUCAUGAUCCUACGCACUGUUUCGCUGAAACCAAAGAUGGUACCUUUCCAGUGACUGUAAUUGGUGAUUGGAUACCACGUUCUAUAUUCGGUAGAUUCAAAGCAGCGUUUGCUUACGCUCGUAUGAUGUUCGCCGCUGUUUAUUUAGCUUGGUAUGUAAUUCCAGUAGAAGAGCCGACGUUAAUUUUUUGUGAUCUAAUAUCAUUAUGCAUUCCAUUUUUAAAAUUAGCAAGAGGGCCUUUUAGAGUAGUAUUUUACUGUCAUCAUCCAGACAAACUUCUUACUACUGAAGGGGGUCUGCUGAAAAAGUUGUAUAGAGCUCCAUUGAAUUGGUUGGAAGAAUUAACUACAGCUUGUGCAGAUAAAGUUCUAGUGAACAGUAAAUACACAGCCAGAGUAUACCAAGAUGCAUUUCAGAAAAUCAAAGAUGUCCCCGAUAUUUGUUAUCCAUCAAUAAAUACAGAAUUCUUUAAGAGUACUGUACCGAAAUGCUUAAAAGAGAUUGUGCCAGUCGGAGGUGACAAGUUCACUUUCCUCUCAAUAAAUAGAUAUGAAAGAAAAAAGAAUUUAAAGCUAGCUUUACAAUCAUUAGCGGAAUUAAAACAUAUUAUUGAUGAGUCAGACUGGGAAAGAGUUCAUUUAAUAAUGGCUGGUGGUUUUGAUCCUAUUAAUUUGGAAAAUAUAGAACAUUUUAUGGAACUCACUGACUUAGCUGCUGAACUUGACCUAGUGGACAAAGUAACAUUCAUGAAAUCUCCCAAAGAUGUAGAGAAAGUAUCCCUCUUAUAUAAUUGUAAGGCAUUAAUAUAUACACCUUCUAAUGAACAUUUUGGAAUAGUACCUUUAGAAGCUAUGUAUUAUAGCAAACCAGUCAUUGCUGUGAAUAGCGGAGGUCCAACAGAGACAAUUGUGAAUGAUGUUACAGGAUUCCUUUGCGAGCCAAACUGUCAAUCAUUUGCUGAUGCCAUGAGUAUGUUGAUUGUAAAUCCAGAAUUAUGUGAAAAGCUCGGUGAGGCAGGCAGGAAAAGGUUUGAAACUAAAUUCUCUUUUGAAGCUUUCACCAAUCAGCUGGAUGGUAUAUUAACAAGAGAAAGGCAACUCAUUUCCGAGGCAAGAGCUAUAGAAUAUGAACGAAAGCAUAAAUAACAUGAUGCUAACACUCCAACAAUAUUUGACAUUGUUUGAGUGUUGUAUUUAAUUUGUGAUCUCCAAUUAUGACUAUUACUAGUAGAAAAAUGAUUAUUAUCUAAUUCCAAAAAUCUAGAUCAAAAAUUUAAUAAUCUUGUAUAAUAUUUUUUUAUAAAUCGAUAAAAAAAUAAAAAUCAUGUAGCAUUUAUCUUCUUUAAAUAUUGAAAAUAAUGGCUAAAUAAAAAGUAAGUUAAAUAAAAUAUAUCAGUGUUUAACAGUUUUGUAAGAGAUAAUAAAAUAAAGUGUUUCUCAGUAGUAGAGAUUAGAGGAUUCAUGAAGAUAAAACACAUAUGUUUUGAAAGAAUUUCCUUCCUGUUGAAUACUAUAUUUUGUGUUUUUUUUUCAUUAAAAUAUAUUUGUUGUAUUGCUGUAAUGUUACAUAGAUAUGUUUGUUAUUAUAUAAGGAUUUAAUGUAUAAACAAAUUAUCUGUCUUGCUAAAAGUCCUGUCUUUUAUGUUGUUUUAUAAACACCUGUACUAUUCUUAUUGCCUAAUUCAAUUAAUUCAAAUC
Molecule: messenger RNA, 1939 nt
Organism: Nymphalis io (European peacock)
Lineage: Eukaryota; Metazoa; Arthropoda; Insecta; Lepidoptera; Nymphalidae
Gene: Alg2
Product: alpha-1,3/1,6-mannosyltransferase ALG2
Exons: 1
Coding region: 125-1387 (420 amino acids)
Molecular function (GO): alpha-1,3-mannosyltransferase activity; GDP-Man:Man(1)GlcNAc(2)-PP-Dol alpha-1,3-mannosyltransferase activity
Source: RefSeq, a predicted model, not a curated record